GGCACGCCGGCGCAGGGUCGAACGUGAGACUGGGUCAUCGCGCGGCAUAUGGCGAGGGACGAGGUAAAAGCCCGAGAGCUUCAAAAGGCUGUAGAUGCGCGACUCUUUUUGACCCAUCCGUCCGCUUUCUUAAGAUCUUUGUCUCAGCACUUGACAAAGGCAAGAAACGCCUCACUCCGUGCCUGUGACUGUGUCAAGCUUCAUCCUCUCCUCCAAUUCGCACCUUCUACAGUGAUAUACCCAAGCCUGCCCACGCAGAUAUUUCCUACCUGCAUUUGCCUUGCAAAACACGCUCGAGAGCCAUACAGAUAGGCUUCGCAAUCAAUUCACGAUGUUCUCACGCGCCCUGCUCCUCUCAAUUCUCCCCAUUGUCAGCGCACACUUCCACCUGGUAUGGCCACCUUCUCGAGGCUUCGAUGAAGACACCAUUGUCAACUACCCAUGCGGUGGAUUCGACCAAGUCAACUCCACGCGGCAGGCACUUCCCCUAAAUGGAGCCUUUCCCAUACAGCUAAACAUGGAGCAUACUUCGGUGAAGGGCAUGGUUGUCCUCGCCGUCGGCAACAACCCAACCGGUGACGACUUUACCACCGUCCUGAAACCGACUUUCGAGGAGGUCGGCCCCCAGAACUUCUGCAUUGGCGACGUGAUCAUUCCCGCUAGUCUGAAUCUGACGGAGGGUACGAACGCCACGAUUCAGGUCUUGACGAAUGGCGACCCCAACGGUGGUCUUUACCAGUGCGCCGACGUCACAUUCACGUCAGCAACUUUGAGCCAGACGGACUAUAACUCACAUUGCUCUAACAGCACUGGCGUCUCCGCCAGCUUCGUGGGCGGAGCUGCGCCAAACGGCACGUCUUCGUCCUCUAGCAGUCAGUCUUCCAGUUCUGCGAGCGGCUCCGCAUCAGGCACAGCAGCAUCCAAGACCUCGUCAGGCAGCGGUACCAGGCAAACAGCCGGGGCUCUUCUGCUUGGAGCUGCAGGUGUCCUGGCCGUGGGUGCUCUGUGAGCGUUUCGCAUGGGGCAAAGAACGUUUCCUUAUAUCGCGCCAAAAAAAAUUACCGGAUCGAGGGACCGGUGAUUAUCUGUGUAUUUUAGCUACACAUAGCGGAGUUGAAAUGUGACUUGGAACAACAAGUUGAAUAUGUUCAUGAUCAUCUACUCGACCUAUCUUUGGAAGGCGAGCGACACAAGAAUUUGAGUCUGUGUAAGCUCCACGGCUUGUCGUGCAAAAAUGCAAAGGUAAAAAUUAUCUACAAAUCUGAAUCAGGCUUGACCUACGGCUUCUUCUUG
Verruconis gallopava is the source of this 1293-nucleotide messenger RNA. RefSeq lists its product as uncharacterized. The transcript is spliced from 2 exons. The coding region runs from base 332 to 1009 and encodes 225 amino acids. The record is from RefSeq and is a predicted model, not a curated record. NCBI's taxonomy places the organism in Eukaryota, Fungi, Ascomycota, Dothideomycetes, Venturiales, Sympoventuriaceae.